GGGAGGGGGGGAUUCCCAGGGUAUUGGGGUCAGGGUGGCAUUAGCCCGGCUCAAGCCGGGAUGGGCUGACUCAGCACCCUGCCUGCCAGGCCCCCGCCGUCCCUGACAGCCCUGCUCUCCAGGGGCAGAGAUGGGAGAUGGCGCCGGUGUUGCCCGUGUUGCUGCCCCUGCAGCCUCGUAUCCGUCUGGCGCAGGGGCUCUGGCUUCUUUCCUGGCUGCUGGCGCUGACCGGUGGCCUCACCAUCCUCUGUAGCGGGCACCUCCUGGUCCAGCUGUGGCACCUUGACACCUUCUUGGCUCCCUCCUGCCCGUUCACUGCCCUGCCGCGGCUUGCCCUGGCAGCCAGUGCGGUGGCUCUGGGCACAGGACUGGUGGCUGCAGGAGCCAGCAGGGCCAGCCUGGAUGCAGCUCAAUACCCUCCCUGGCGAAGGAUCCUGGGCCCGCUGCUGGGAGCUGGCGUUGCUGGGGGCGAGGGGCUCCUGGUCCUCGCCCUGGGGCUAACCCUGGCUUUACCUGGGAGCCUGGACAUGGGGCUAGAGGAGGGCCUGGGAACUGCCUUGGCUCACUACAAGGACACAGAGGUGCCCGGACACUGCCAUGCCAAACGGCUGGUGGAUGAGCUGCAGCUGAGGUACCACUGCUGCGGGCGCCACGGGUACAAGGAUUGGUUUGGGAUCCAGUGGAUCAGCAGCCGUUACCUGGAUCCCAAUGACCAGGAUGUAGUUGACCGGAUCCAGAGCAAUGUGGAAGGCCUGUAUCUGAUUGAUGGGGUCCCUUUCUCCUGCUGCAACCCCCACUCACCCAGACCUUGCCUGCAAAGCCAGCUCUCAGACCCUCACGCUCACCCACUCUUUGAUCCCCGCCAGCCCAACCUAAACCUCUGGAUCCAAGGAUGCCACAGGGUGCUGCUGGGACACCUGGAGAACUUGACGAGCACGCUUGGCAGCAUGCUGGCUGUCACCUUCCUGCUGCAGACUCUGGUGCUCCUGGGCCUGCGGUACCUGCAGACGGCCCUGGAGGGGCUUGGAGGAAUCAUCAAUGGGGAGGGAGAGACUCAGGGUUAUCUCUUUCCCAGUGGGCUAAAGGACAUGCUGACAACAGUGUGGCUACAGGGAGGGGGAGCCCAUAGGCCAGCACCUGAGGAGGUCCCACCAGAAGAGGCACCUCCUAAAGAGGGUCUACCUGAGACCUAAUGGCCUGGAGCUUGGGUGGGAAUUGGGAAGGAGGAAGGGGAGGGAAGGACAAGAUUGGAAACCCAACAACUCCUCACUGAGGUUCCAGGUGGAGGAGCAGGGCCCUUAGAUUAGAGGUGUUAAGCAUAGCCAGUGAACUGCACGGGGGUAGGAGAGAAACCACAUGUCCUAGGGCCUAGCCCCUGUGGCCAGAGCCACCAGGGAACAGAAGAAAACAGGGUGGCAGGAAAAUGACAUGGGAAAGCCUGGAGAUGGCUCCUGAUGCAUACUUAAUAAAGUAUUUGGACUGAAGCCCACUCAUCUUCUUCAAGGGGAUGGGGGCC
Molecule: messenger RNA, 1516 nt
Organism: Manis pentadactyla (Chinese pangolin)
Lineage: Eukaryota; Metazoa; Chordata; Mammalia; Pholidota; Manidae
Gene: ROM1
Product: retinal outer segment membrane protein 1
Exons: 3
Coding region: 138-1193 (351 amino acids)
Biological process (GO): visual perception
Cellular component (GO): membrane
Source: RefSeq, a predicted model, not a curated record